Messenger RNA from Gossypium arboreum, 1925 nucleotides. Its product is annotated as glycerol-3-phosphate acyltransferase 9-like. The record is from RefSeq and is a predicted model, not a curated record. The coding region runs from base 109 to 1242 and encodes 377 amino acids. Gene Ontology annotation, cellular component: endoplasmic reticulum. Gene Ontology annotation, molecular function: glycerol-3-phosphate O-acyltransferase activity. Gene Ontology annotation, biological process: triglyceride biosynthetic process. NCBI's taxonomy places the organism in Eukaryota, Viridiplantae, Streptophyta, Magnoliopsida, Malvales, Malvaceae. The transcript has 12 exons.
AAAAAACAGGCGUCGAAAAUCAAACAAAUCCCAACAGUCAAAUUGCAAACACAACAACCAAACCACACUGAACGAAGGAAAAAAAGAAGAGACAGAGAGAAGAACCAAAUGAGCAGUGGUAAAGGAGGGGAGCUGAUCCCAUCAAGCUCCGAAUUGGACUUGGAUCGACCCAACAUUGAAGAUUAUCUCCCUUCCGGAUCCUCCAUUCACAAGCCCGUCGGCAAGCUUCGCCUAUGCAAUUUACUCGAUAUUUCUCCUACUUUAACUGAAGCUGCUGGUGCCAUUGUUGAUGAUUCGUUCACGCGAUGUUUUAAGUCGAAUCCUCCCGAACCGUGGAACUGGAAUGUGUAUUUGUUUCCUCUUUGGUGGUGUGGUGUGGUAAUCCGAUACUUGAUUUUAUUCCCUGUGAGGGUUAUAGUUUUGACAGUAGGAUGGAUAAUAUUUCUGUCAUGCUUCAUCCCUGUACACCUCCUACUCAAAGGGCACGAUAAGUUGCAGAAAAAUAUGGAGAGGGCUUUGGUGGAGUUAAUCUGCAGCUUCUUUGUUGCAUCCUGGACUGGAGUGAUUAAUUACCAUGGGCCGCGGCCUAGCAUGCGGCCCAAGCAGGUGUUUGUGGCCAAUCAUACAUCUAUGAUCGAUUUCAUCAUAUUAGAACAGAUGAGUUCAUUUGCUGUCAUUAUGCAGAAGCACCCUGGAUGGGUUGGACUACUGCAGAGCACCAUUUUAGAGAGUGUAGGAUGUAUUUGGUUUAACCGUUCUGAGGCAAAAGAUCGGGAAACUGUAACAAAGAAGUUAAGGGAACACAGUCAAGGUGUUGACAAUAAUCCUCUUCUCAUAUUUCCUGAAGGGACCUGUGUAAACAAUCAAUACAGUGUUAUGUUUAAGAAGGGUGCAUUCGAACUUGGUUGCACAAUUUGCCCGAUUGCAAUAAAGUACAAUAAAAUUUUUGUUGAUGCAUUUUGGAAUAGCCGAAAGCAGUCCUUCACAAUGCAUCUGUUGCAGCUUAUGACAUCAUGGGCCGUUGUUUGUGAUGUGUGGUACCUCGAGCCGCAGAAUCUAAGACCUGACGAAACACCAAUUGAAUUUGCAGAGAGGGUCAGAGACAUAAUAUCCGUUCGAGCAGGUCUUAAGAAGGUUCCAUGGGAUGGUUAUUUGAAGUACUCUCGCCCUAGCCCCAAACAUAGAGAGCGAAAACAACAAAGCUUUGCUGAAUCAGUGCUUCGGAGGCUGGAAGAAAAGUGAUACCAUAAACACACAUUUGUUUCGUUUGUUGAGUUGCCAUUAUCUAGAUAAUGCUUUAGGCCCAGUCGGCACAUCUUGAUGUCUCAUGCUUUAUUUUUGUAUCAAAUCUUAGAAUUAGAAUGAGUUGGUAAUUUGUCUAGUUGUAGGUUUUUUUGUGAAAUAGCAUAAGGCUGGUAUUGCUGAUUGAGUCUUAGUUCGGUUAACAUUAUUGUUCCAGCAAUAACCGGUAUUACUAGUUGGUAAUUUUGGUCAUAUGGAAUUCUGUUGAGGGGGUCGGCUCUCUUUUAGGAGAAGUUUUUGAAGUGUCGUCCGCUGAGUAAUUGAUCAAAUCCUCAAACAGUAGAGGUAUUAUGCCUGAGGUGUCUAUGUUUAGUUUUAGUCUGCCUCUUGUCUCUCAUAAUUCGAGAAGGGCCCAAAGCGGUCCAUAGAGUUUAGACAGCGCUUAGUCACAUUCUAAAGCAUUUCCUUGGUGGAUUAGCUCUCUCAUGACUCCCUUUGAGCUUUUCUCAUAGUAGAGAGAUAAAAUUCAGGAUUAAAAUUGAGUAUAGUCACGCCGGGCAAAAUACCUCCACUAUUCGAUGGUCUGAUCGACUGUUCAGCAAACAACACGAGAAUAGAACCCUCAACAAGUUCCUUUGAAUAUUUUAGUAAAAAAUUGAGUUUAUAUCUUUGAGUUCAUUUUA